AUGGCCCCCAAGCUCAAGAUUGCAGCAAUCCAAGCAGAGCCGGCCUGGCAAGACCUCGAAGGCGGCGUCACCAAGUCCAUCGCCCUGAUCGAAGAGGCGGCCAAGCAAGGUGCCAACGUCGUAGGAUUCCCUGAGGUCUUCAUUCCCGGAUACCCAUGGAGUAUCUGGGCCAAGUCUCCCACGGAAAACGCCGCUUUCAUGGACCAGUACUUUCGUAACUCUCUCGUCAAGGACUCGGACGAGAUGAAGCGCAUCUGCGCUGCCGUCAAGGAGGCUGGGGUUUUUGUCGUGCUCGGCUACAGCGAGCGAUUCAAGAACACUCUGUACAUCGCCCAGUCCUUCAUCGACGAGAAUGGUGUCAUUGUCCACCACCGCCGCAAGAUUAAGCCCACCCACGUCGAGCGCGCCUAUUGGGGCGACGGCCAAGGCGAGUCCCUCCAGACCGUCGUGCCAAGCACCCUACACCCGUCUGUCAAGAUUGGCGGGCUCAACUGCUGGGAGCACACGCAAACCCUCCUCCGGUACUACGAGUAUGAGCAGAACGUCGACCUCCACGUCUCCAGCUGGCCGGCCAUCUGGCCGCAGCCGACUACGAAAGACGGCAAGCGAGACCCGGAUUGGCCAGGCCAUAUCACGGACAUGAUGAGCAUGCGGUUCUCGCAGGUCCUCGCGCUCGAGGGCACAUGCUUCGUGAUGGUCUGCACGCAGGUCGUCAGCGAGGAAUCGAGGAAGAAGUGCCGCAUCGAGGAAUUCGGGUUCACGACCAACACGCCUGGGGGUGGCGGCGGGUUCAGCAUGAUUUAUUCCCCCUGGGGCGACGAGCUCGUCGAGCGGCCACCGCCCGGGGAGGAGUGCAUCCUGUACGCCGAUGUUGAUUUAGCGGAGAAGGCCAAGGCGAAGCAGAACCUGGACAUCGUGGGACACUAUUGCCGGCCUGACCAGCUAAGCCUGCGGGUUAACAAGUAUGCUGCACGGCCUGUCUUCUACGCGGCUGAGCCUUGA
Messenger RNA from Colletotrichum spaethianum, 1002 nucleotides. RefSeq names its product nitrilase. Lineage: Eukaryota; Fungi; Ascomycota; Sordariomycetes; Glomerellales; Glomerellaceae. Gene Ontology annotation, molecular function: catalytic activity. The coding region runs from base 1 to 1002 and encodes 333 amino acids. The transcript has 3 exons. The record is from RefSeq and is a predicted model, not a curated record.